This is a messenger RNA of Condylura cristata (star-nosed mole), 2726 nucleotides long. It is a transcript of the gene SDC1, whose product is annotated as syndecan 1. Gene Ontology annotation, biological process: cell migration. NCBI's taxonomy places the organism in Eukaryota, Metazoa, Chordata, Mammalia, Eulipotyphla, Talpidae. The transcript has 5 exons. Bases 1 to 906 code for a protein of 301 amino acids. The record is from RefSeq and is a predicted model, not a curated record. Gene Ontology annotation, cellular component: membrane; cell surface.
AUGUGGCCUGGGGCACAGGUGGAAAGUGGGCACCUUAAGGGCUCCCUGCAGCAAAUUGUGGCCACCAAUGUGCCCCCUGAGGAUCAAGACAGCUCCGGGGAUGACUCUGACAACUUCUCUGGCUCGGGUGCAGGUGCUCUGCCAGAUAACACCCUGACACGGCAGACCUACCCCACCUGGAAGGAGCUGGGGCUCCUGACGGCCACGCCCACAGCCCGGGAGCCCACCGACACGGACACCGUGGUCACCUCUGCCGCCGCCCUGCCGGCCAGAGAAGGCUCAGAGGACAAGGAGGCAGAGCUCGCCAAGGCGGAGUCUGGCCUCACCACCUGGGAGAGGGCGGCCACACGCUCCUCCAGUGAGGCCACACAGCACCCGACGGCGACAGCAAGAGCCGCCGAGGCCCAGGGACCAGCCACCACCCAUCCCCACAGAGACACGCAGCCUGGUCAGCACGAGGCCACGACCUCCGACCGAGCCGGCCAGCACGACCCUCGUGUUCACAGCCUGGGGGAAGAAGGUCCUCACGCUGCCGAGGGGGCCGCCGUGGACGGAGCCUCCAGCCAGCUCCCAGGGGAAGAGGGCUCAGGCGAGCAGGACUUCACCUUCGAAACAGCCGAUGGGACUGCUUCCAAUGGGGCCGGCGUGGAGCUGGACCAGCGGAACCAGCUCCCCGUGAACGGUGUGGUCACGGGCACCUCACAGAGCCUCCUGGACAGGAAGGAAGUGCUGGGAGGGGUCAUUGCCGGAGGCCUGGUGGGGCUCAUCUUUGCCGUGUGUCUGGUGGGAUUCAUGCUGUACCGUAUGAAGAAGAAGGACGAGGGCAGCUACUCCUUGGAGGAGCCCAAACAAGCCAACGGCGGGGCCUACCAGAAGCCCAGCAAGCAGGAGGAGUUCUACGCCUGACGGGAGCGCCCCCCACCCCCCGCCACGCUAGGCCCCCAUUUGCCUCUUCUGUGAAGAACGGAGGCCCUGCUCCCGGCCACCACACCGCAGAGCCGGGGCUCCCCGGGGCUCUCCUCUGCUUCUCUGACCUCUGCCUGGGAUUUGGGCGCGAGGGCUUUCUUUGUAUGACUUUUCCGCCACAGCCAGCCCCUGGCGUCCCACCUUUCUGACUCAGUUUCUCCAAACUGGUGCCGCCUCCCCCUCGCCCAGCUCCGGAGGCGCAGAGGACCCACCCCACUGCCGUGGACCUGGACAGCCCAGUGGGCUGGAAGAUGCUGGGGCCGAGGGCUGAGCUGACACAGCCGUAGCACUUACUGGCAGAGACCCAGCGGACCUGGGGGCCUGGACCCCGAGCAGCAGGGAGGGGUGGUCCUGCGCACCUGGUCCGGCUCACCUGGCUCGUCAGCAUCACUUGGCUUUUUGGGGGUCUCACUUAGAUAUCAACUUGUUUUUGCACAUGUUUCCGCUAGUUUCUUUGUUCAUAGCCUGUAGACGUUGUUACUUCUGAGGUAAGUUAAGUAAGUUGACCUGGUUGCUCAUCUUGCUUUCCUAAUCGACAGUCAGGAGACAGCAUCAGCAGGGUCCAGAAAACUUUUUUUUUAAACUAGGCGAUGGGAAUCGGGAAGCCAACAUGUAAGCGUCAUUGAGUGUGUCGCUCACGUGUGCAACAGGGUACAGAUCUGUUGAGUGGCCCCGUUGUGGGCUGGCUGACCCUGGCCGCCACGGGCAGCCACACCCACACCCAUGCCCGUGACUGGGGGUGGGGGGUUUUGGGGGGGACAUGGCCACUCCUGGUGCUGAGGAGUCCAUGUGAGAACUGAAUCCUGGCCUCUCAGGCUGGCCAUGGAGGAGAGAGGAGCGUGGGUGGGAGAAGUGGGUCCAGGGGCUUUCCAAAGACCACGCUCUUCCUGCGGGACCAUCGGGGCUGGUUUCUUCUGGAAGAUGACGAGAGUCGCCCGAGCCCGCCUGGCACCCAGCUGUUCUCCGCAGCCCAGGUCACUUUUGAUUCGCUCCUGCGGCCCCACCCUGGGCUGGAUUCAAGAAUGUUUCCAAAGAGUCAUAGUCUUUUGCUUUUGGCAAAACUCUACUUAAUCCAAUGGGUUUUUCCCUGUACAGUAGAUUUUCCAAAUGUAAUAAACUUUAAUAUAAAGUGGUCACGUGAACGCUGCUUCUCUGGCGGGUUGUGUGGACGUGACCAGCCUUUCCUCUGAGCAGCGACAGUGGGGAACGUGGCCUAAAGCUCUUCCCUGUGGGGAGGGAUCAGGGGCAGCCUCCCUCUGGCUUGCUGGAUUUUGGUUUUUGCUCACAUGCUGGAGAGCAGUAGGCUUAGCCAAGGUUAUGUAAGGCCUGAUGUUGAUUUUCCUUGCCAAGCUCGAAGCACCAGCUCCUCGAUGGCUAAAGAAGCACAGCUUGGCCUGAGGCCACUGGCCCGGAGGCCUGGACUCUGAGAUGCCCACCGCUGCAGACCACAGCCCUGCCCGGGCCUCCUGCAAACACCUGUGCUUGCUUAUUUAACUCAGCUGCCUCCGCUUCCCCUUGGCGCCCCGGAGGGGCCCCCCUGUGACUGAGAGACGCCCUGGCUCACGGGGAAGCUGCGCCCUGCGGGCCGCCCUGGCUCACGGGGAAGCUGCGCCCUGCGGGCCGCCCUGGGACUUCUGCUGUGUGACUGGACACGGCCGGGCGGGGAAGGGGUCCGCGACCAUGCUCGUUUCUGCUGGUCCGUAGGACAGUGCCGACCCGUGGCGGGCCCCUUCUUGUAGCCGUAAUAAAUGGUACUUGUC